Rotaria sp. Silwood1 is the source of this 1554-nucleotide messenger RNA. The record is from the annotation of a GenBank genome assembly. NCBI's taxonomy places the organism in Eukaryota, Metazoa, Rotifera, Eurotatoria, Philodinida, Philodinidae.
AUGAAUUAUACACCAGAUAUGCCCCACGACUCAGUUGAUCGAGCUAUUUAUCAUGCUUUAUUAAUUUGGUCGUAUCCAAGUCAAUUAAGAUUUCGUCAAGCAAACGAAAUGGAACAUCCUGAUAUUGAAUUUUUAUUUGCUCAAGGUUAUCAUGAAGAUGGAUAUCAAUUUGAUGGAAAAGGCUCUGUUCUAGCUCAUGCUUUUUAUCCUGAAGAACAUCUUGGUGGAGAUGUUCAUUAUGAUGAAGAUGAAGAUUGGACAGCAUAUCGAGAAAAUGAAUAUGGUUUAAUGGAUUUAUUUUCAGUAACUGUUCAUGAAUUAGGACAUUCAUUAGGUUUAAUGCAUUCGAAUAUACCUGAUGCAAUUAUGUUUCCCUAUUAUCGUGGUUACUCAAAAAGUAUUAAAUUACAUAGUGAUGAUAUAGCAGCUAUUCGAAAACUUUAUGGAGAUCCACCAACAGAAGUUUUAAUUUCACCAGCAAUAAAUUCUGAUGAAAUAACACAAACAACUCAUGAUUACACAACAUCACAACCAACAACAACUACAACAACAAAUAUAGUUGAAACAACAACAACAACAACAACAACGACAGUAACAACAACUUUAUUGCCAAUAUUAACAACAAUUGAAACAACAACUUCUACUUAUCCAAUAACAACUUUAGCUGUAACUAAUCAAGAAAAAAUUCAUUAUGAAACAAUAACAACAACAACAACAACAAUAGUAACAGUAAAUAAUUCCUAUGAAACUAAACAUCGUCAUAUAACAAAAUCGCCCAUAGCCAAAUCAACAAAUCAUCGAUUACAAUCACAUCUAGAAAGACAUACAUCAACAGAACAAAUUAAAAUAAAUUAUACAGAUCGAUCAAAAUUAGAUUUAUGUGAUGGAUUUUAUGAUGCUAUUACAAUGUAUAAAGGAAUUUUAUUUAUAUUUAAAGGACAAUAUUUUUGGCAAUAUGAUCGACGUGGUUUAGAUCCUUCAUCACCAAUGAUUAAUAAUGCUUUUUGGUUAGGAUUACCAGAAACUUUAACAAAGAUUGAUGCAGCAUAUGAACGAUCUGAUGGUCGUCAAUAUUGGAUAUUUGACGAUAAUAAAAUAUCAAUUGAAGACGAUGGUUCUAGUUAUCCUCGUAAUAUAAGUUCACUUGGUCUUCCAACACAUGUUAAUCAUAUAGAUGCAGCAUUUCUAUGGUCAUAUAAUCGUCAAGCUUAUCUUGUUUCAGCAAAUCUAUAUUGGGCAUUAGAUGAACGAUGGAAUCGUGUUAAUACAUAUGAUUAUCCAAGAGAUAUGAUUAUGUGGCAAGGCAUUGAUAUUCCACUUGAUGAUGCUUUUGUAGAUUUAACUGGUUCAACAUAUUUUUUCAAAGGUCUGGAUUUUUGGCGUUUAAAUAAUACAAGUAUGGAAGCAGCAAUAGAUUAUCCUCGUUCAAUAAAUACUGAUUGGCUUUUUUGUGAUAAGCCUCGAUCUUUAUCAUCAACAUUAUUAUCAUCUUUUCAAUCGACUUAUAAUUUCGUAAUUAUUCUCCUUGCUAUUCUUCAUUGUUCUUCGCUCUAA